Messenger RNA from Frankliniella occidentalis (western flower thrips), 1836 nucleotides. Its product is annotated as zinc finger protein rotund-like. Bases 907 to 1836 code for a protein of 309 amino acids. NCBI's taxonomy places the organism in Eukaryota, Metazoa, Arthropoda, Insecta, Thysanoptera, Thripidae. The record is from RefSeq and is a predicted model, not a curated record. The transcript has 5 exons.
GGGCGGCAGGGCGGGGCGCAGGGCGGACUGGCGGAGCCUGCUCGCGAAAGGGAAGGGAGUCGACGGCGGGCAGGAGAGGCAAGCGGAAGUUCCUUUCUCGCGGACACCGGCAUACCGUUGUCGGCGUCGUCUCUCGCGGUCUAGGCGCGCACCUGUACCCGCCACACGUCGCGUCACGCUUUGCGUCGGUCAUAUCCCCGACAAGUCGCGUGCGACAUACCCCGGUCGCGUUGCAGUGAUCACGUGGUCUUUUAGCCGCCGGUGUACGAUAACACGCGACCAACACCGUCAUCGCCGCCGCCGCCACCACCACCACCACCUCCUCCGCGACCUCCACCACCACCACCACCUCCACCACCACCACCUCCACCACCACCACCGCCACAAGCAGGAUUACCGCGAGGCAGCGGGCGGGCUCCCCCGACCUUCCCCACGCCCCCGCAGUGGGCCGGCGGCCGGUCGCGCCCGCGCGCCCCCUCCCCGCGGGUACCUCCUAAUUACCCCCUUGGCCGGCCUGGGGGGUAGCGUGCGGUAGGCGGCCGCGCCCCGCCACGCCGCGCGCCCACCUGACCGCCGCAGCAGACAGCGGCCCCCGCCGCCUGCUCAAACGAUUUUUUCACGGUAUAUCGCGCGUGGGCCGCGCGCCGUCGUGCCCGCGCCAGCAGUCGUAGGUUCGAUCGCGAGGGCGGCGGAGGCGAGGGAAGGGCGCCGCGGAGGAGGCGCAGAGCAAGGCGCCGCGCCGGGGGCCCCCCCAAGGCGCUGGCAGCAGCGCGCCGCGAGGCUCCGGGGGAGGUUAUGGCGGCCGAGCCUGGGCCCGCCGCCCCCGCCGCGCUAGCAGCGCCGUAGCGAGGUUAUGUCUGGGCCCCGCCGCUGAGCCGUACCGCGCUGAGCUGCCGGAGGCCCCGCAUGUCGGAGAGCGGCGCGGCGCGCGGCGGCCCCUGCAGCGACCGCAGCGCCGACCGCGGCAGCGACUCGGACUACGACGACGAGGAGGAGGAGCGCCGGCCGAGGGAGGCCACGCCGGCGCCGCGGCACGUCGUCGUCGCCGCCGCUGAUGACGACGACGAGGAUGAGGAGGAUGACGGCGAGGUGCCCGCCGCGCCCGAGGUGCACAUCCACGAGGACGAGGACGACGGCAAGCUGCGCCGGCACGUGGCUUCGUCGCCCGCGCCGUCCCCCGACGACGCGUCGUCGGCCUCCUCGACGUCGUCCUCGACCGCGAGCGCUGGCCCCGGCGCCCACAACAACAAUAACAACAACAAGCAGUUCCUGCUGCCCGCCGAGGUGUACAAGCACCUGCUGACCAAUGCCGUGCUCGGGCGCACGGAGAAGCUGGGCUCGUACUCGCCGUCCGACAACCACCACCAGCACGACGACGACGACGACGACGAGGACGAGGACCUGCCGGCGUCGUCGGCGCCCGCGUUCCCCGGGGGCAUCGCCCUGGGCCGGGCGCCGCUGCACAGCCCGGCGUCACCCCCCGAAGAGAAGGCGUUCGUGUGGUCGCAAGCGGAUGGCGGUCAGCAGGCGCCGGGGGGCCACCCGAUGCCCCCCAAGGGCGCGGGCGGUGGCGGCCCCAACGGCCAGGGGCUGGUCCACUGGAUGUCCGUCAUGGCCGAGCACAUGAACUCGGCGGGUGGCAGCGAUGGCGUGCACUACAUGUGGAACGGCGCUGUGGAGCAGUGCGGUCCCCAUGGCAAGGAUAUGGACUACUCGUGGCCCCGGCAACCUAUCAUCAACAAGCAAGGAUAUGAGGCCAAGAUGAACGCCGUGGACUCGCAGGGAAACCACUCGAUGCAUAAAGCCGCCUGGUGGGUCGGACUUGAUGAGGCCUAG